UUUUUUCCCUCUCUCGCGCGUUGAACUGAACAUGCUUCGCGCAGUCGGAUAAACCCCUCGUCACGAGCCGUUUAAAAGGCUUAAGAAAAACUAGGACGAAGUACAAGGCGAAGAGGAAGAACAUGGGUCGCUCGAUUCUCUCCCACUUCCUCACCAUCUCACACUCCUCUUAUCCACUCUUUCCUCCGUCACUAUGCGGUGGAUCCCCAAUGAAUUACAUGAAAAAAACCGAUUUUUUUCGUAGUCCUCGGCGUCCCAGUGGCCUUCGUGGAACCGGUUUCCGGUGCUUUUGCAGUGUCUCGGUCACCGAACCCCUUGUGCCGGAGACUCCUCCAAGCUCUGUGAAGAAAAGGAUCGUGUCUGGAGUUCAACCAACUGGAUCUAUUCACCUUGGAAAUUAUCUUGGCGCCAUAAAGAAUUGGAUUUCACUUCAGAACGCUUAUGAUACUCUCUUCUUUAUUGUGGACCUCCAUGCGAUCACAUUACCAUAUGAAACACAACAACUAUCAAAGGCAACAAAGGAUACUGCAGCCAUUUAUUUGGCAUGUGGUGUGGACACUUCAAAGGCUUCUGUUUUUGUGCAAUCUCAUGUUCGUGCCCAUGUGGAACUAAUGUGGUUAUUGAGUUCUGCAACACCAAUUGGCUGGCUCAACAAAAUGAUUCAAUUCAAAGAGAAAUCUCGCAAGGCGGGGGAUGAAAAUGUUGCUGUUGCUCUUUUGACCUAUCCCGUGCUGAUGGCUUCUGAUAUUCUCUUAUAUCAGUCUGACUUUGUACCUGUUGGUGAGGAUCAGAAGCAGCAUCUGGAAUUGACUCGUGAGCUGGCUAAGCGUGUUAAUUACUUAUAUGGAGGAAGGAAAUGGAAGAAAUUGGGUGGGCGAGGUGGUGCUAUCUUUAAGGUUCCCGAGGCCCUUAUACCACCAGCUGGAGCCCGAGUUAUGUCCCUCACUGAUGGUCUUUCCAAGAUGUCCAAGUCUGCACCAUCUGAUCAAUCUCGAAUCAAUCUUCUUGAUUCAAAAGAUGAAAUAGCAAACAAGAUAAAACGUUGCAAAACAGACGCAUUUACUGGAUUGGAAUUUGAUAAUCCUGAAAGACCCGAAUGCAACAAUCUUCUCUCUAUAUAUCAGCUCAUGUCAGGGAAGACAAAAGAGGAAGUUGCACAGGAAUGCCAGAAUAUGAACUGGGGUACAUUUAAAGUCCUUUUAACCGAUUCCUUGAUUGAUCAUCUGCACCCUAUCCAGGUUCGCUACAAGGAAAUAACGUCUGAAUCAGCUUAUUUGGAUAGAGUUUUGGCAGAAGGUGCUACAAAAGCUGCAGAUAUUGCAGAUGCUACUCUCAAUAAUGUCUACCAGGCAAUGGGAUUCUCGCGAAGAUGAGCAGAAUUGAUGCUACUGAAAGAAUUUAUGCCGAAUGAUGAGUAAGACAGCAACCUAAGUGUAACUUUUGGAUAAUCAGUCAUUGCAAAAAGUUUUUGAAGUACAUCUCUAAGCAUGUUCUUUGAAGAGUGAAUGAAAAGUUCCGCAAAGGCCCCCAGAUUUCUUAUGUAGUUAUCUCCACUUCUCUGCUCUUAUUGGUGCAUAUAUAUUCCUGGUGCUCCAAAGAAUCUGGUAGUUUUAGGAUUUAUUUUAUUUUAUAUUUCAAAUUAUCAAGCAGUAUUUUUCAUGUAAUGGAAUAUGAUAUUAUAGGAUCUGGUUUUGCUUUUCCAUUUGUUAUACACUCAUUCAGCAGAACUAGAGCUCAGAUAAAUCUCAUUUUUUGUCU
Messenger RNA from Juglans regia (Persian walnut), 1758 nucleotides. RefSeq names its product tryptophan--tRNA ligase, chloroplastic/mitochondrial-like. The coding region runs from base 123 to 1373 and encodes 416 amino acids. Gene Ontology annotation, molecular function: ATP binding; tryptophan-tRNA ligase activity. NCBI's taxonomy places the organism in Eukaryota, Viridiplantae, Streptophyta, Magnoliopsida, Fagales, Juglandaceae. The transcript is spliced from 15 exons. Gene Ontology annotation, biological process: tryptophanyl-tRNA aminoacylation. The record is from RefSeq and is a predicted model, not a curated record. Gene Ontology annotation, cellular component: mitochondrion; chloroplast.